AUGGCUCCCUUUCAGUCAUUCCUGGACAUUGUUGCAGCCUGCGACAACUACCGCAUAGAUGCAGACCGCACGUCCCUCACCACCUGGCGUCUAACCGCCCGUCCCACAUCCCCUGCCAUCGGCGUCCUGCGCCCAGAAAUCGUAACCCAGCUUCGUGCGGAAGAUGCCAAAGGCUCGGUCCCAGCAUGGGAGUUCGCCACACACGAAGGCAGGCAGGUCGUCGGCUUCUCGUCUCACAUCCACGGGCCGUCUGCACGCACGCGCGUCAUGAAAGAGCUGUGUGAGCGCUGGCGGGACGAAGGGCGCUGGCCCGACGUGAUCGGCCCACGGAAAUGGCGGAACGAGAUGUACGCGGUAUACCGCAACCCGUUCGGCGUGCACGAUGCGCUGCAGAUAGACGACACCGAUGACGACGAGGCGAACUAUGCAUUUAUGAUGGAGCGCUCCGCGUGCGCGCUCUUCGGCGUAGUGACGUACGGUGUGCACAUGUCGAUCUUCGAGGAGGACGAGGACCGGCAUGGCGCGUUGGACUCUUGCCGCAUAAGCAAGCAGACGUGGCCGGGCUACCUCGAUAAUACCGUCGCCGGAGGCAUCCCGUGUGGGCUCGGCGCGUUCGAGAGCCUCGUCAAGGAGUCGAUGGAGGAGGCUAGCCUUGCGGAAGACGUGGUCCGGACGCACGCGCGAGCAGCAGGCACUAUAAGCUAUUUCUUCCGAUAUGUCUAUGACCUCCGCAUCCCCACCGGGGCAGAUCCGGAAGCAUAUAAGCCGACGCCACUCGACGGCGAGGUUGAAUCGUUCGACCUCCUGUCCCUGGCCGAAGUUGUGUCGCGCAUGCAACGGGGACUGUUCAAGCCCAACACGGCGCUGGUGAUCCUCGAUUUCAUGAUCCGCCGCGGCAAAGGUGUAGUGCCAAAUGGUCGCACAGGUGCUACUAGCAGCAUGCGCUGGAUUCAGCUGUUCCCAAUAGGAUUUGCUAAUAUUGCAGCCGGCACAGAAUCGUUUCCCCAGGACGUCAAGCCAUCAGAUGAUCCGUGUGACUCAGGCGGCGGCCUUGGGUUUCUCAGAACACCAGUAAGCUUAGUCGAGAGCGGGUGGAUACUUGAAGCCAGUAAAAAUUCGCAAGACUAG
Postia placenta MAD-698-R-SB12 is the source of this 1128-nucleotide messenger RNA. RefSeq lists its product as hypothetical. Gene Ontology annotation, molecular function: 8-oxo-dGDP phosphatase activity. The coding region runs from base 1 to 1128 and encodes 375 amino acids. The transcript is spliced from 8 exons. The record is from RefSeq and is a predicted model, not a curated record. Lineage: Eukaryota; Fungi; Basidiomycota; Agaricomycetes; Polyporales; Adustoporiaceae.